Molecule: messenger RNA, 1533 nt
Organism: Morchella importuna
Lineage: Eukaryota; Fungi; Ascomycota; Pezizomycetes; Pezizales; Morchellaceae
Exons: 3
Coding region: 1-1533 (510 amino acids)
Biological process (GO): regulation of DNA-templated transcription
Molecular function (GO): histone acetyltransferase activity
Source: RefSeq, a predicted model, not a curated record
AUGCCUGUACGCGAUACCAGCGCUGACGCCGGCACCCCAGUUGUCGAAACCGGCGAGAAAUCGAUUGCCACUCUCGCUACUCUCCGCAUAGGUGUUAAGCUUUACGUUUACCAUGAGAGUUCUAAGGAACAUCGUUGGGCCGAGAUCUUGUCAAUUCAGACCCGCAAAGGCGAGCCAUACUACUACAUUCACUACGAUGAAUUCAAUAAACGACUUGACGAAUGGGUUCCCGCAACACGCCUCGAUCUUAAGCGCGAGGUCGAGUGGCCUCGCCCCGAGAAAAAGGUCGCAAAGACUGAAAAGAAUGGGAAAGCUACUACGCCACGUGACACCGCGUCACGUGCACCGAAGCGAGCGAGACGAGACAGCCUAGGUCCCGGCACACCUACUGUUGGACAAAAAGCACCAAAAAACAGGGGGAGAAAUGCAUCAAUUGUUCAAGAGAAUGACGAUUCGCUGGUUAUACAAUCAGAAACUGUGGGCGAUACUGGUACUCCUGGUGCAGAAGAUGAGGAGCCGGAAAUAUCAUCUGAGGUUGCGGCGGCUCGAGCUGCUGCUGCAAAACAAGGGAACGCGAUUGCCCAACAACCUGAUACCUUUUCAAAGGAGCAUGAAAUUGAAAAGCUUCGAACGUCUGGCUCGAUGACACAGUCUGCCCACGAGAUUUCCCGUGUCCGUAACUUGUCAAAACUUCAGAUGGGAAAAUAUGAAGUUGAGCCUUGGUAUUUUUCACCUUAUCCAAUAGAAUACACAGAGGAAGAAACUGUGUAUAUUUGCGAGUUCUGCCUUUCGUACUUUGGAGAGCCUCGUCGGUUUGAACGCCACAGGGGGAAGUGCACAUUAUUUCAUCCCCCAGGAAAUGAGAUUUAUCGCGAUGCAAAUGUCUCAUUUUUCGAAAUUGAUGGUCGACGGCAACGCACAUGGUGUCGAAAUCUAUGUUUGUUGUCUAAAUGCUUUUUAGACCACAAGACGCUCUAUUACGAUGUUGACCCUUUCCUCUUCUAUUGCAUGACAACUCGGGAUGAGUAUGGAUGCCAUCUAAUUGGGUACUUUUCUAAAGAAAAGGAAUCCGCAGAGGGGUAUAAUGUAGCUUGUAUUCUUACCCUACCACAAUACCAGCGUCAUGGUUAUGGAAAACUUCUGAUCGCAUUCUCUUACGAACUCUCGAAAAGGGAAGGAAAACUUGGGUCUCCCGAAAAGCCGCUUUCGGAUUUGGGGUUGUUGAGUUAUCGUGCAUUCUGGCAGGACACUAUCGUGGAUCAGCUCAUGCUUGUUAAAGGAGAGACAACUAUUGAUGAACUGGCCAGUUCGAGCGCGAUGACCACCCAAGAUGUUAUUCAUACACUGCAGAAUCUCAAUAUGCUCAAGUACUAUAAAGGGCAACAUGUUAUCUGUCUCACCGAUGCAAUCCUAGCACAGAAGGAGAAACAGAGAGAAAAACAGAAGAUUAAAGGCAAACGCACGCUUGAUCCUGAACUUCUACAGUGGAAACCCCCUGUAUUCAAUGCUGCGAACCGUACCUGGAACUGGUAG